UUGACAUUUAUACUCUCCAGACCAAUCUCUUUUGUGUCCAACUUGGCAAAUUUAAUUCCACACACCUUAGGACACUUGAAAGCUACAAAGAUCAAAGAUUUGUAUGCUAAGAAAAUCCUGAACCCAGCUCUAGAAGAUUAGGAUUCUUUUCUUCUCUACCAGUUCUCUCUGGCCUGAGGAAACAAGGAAUUUUGAAAGGUAGAGGGGAGGAAGACAUAGAGAAAGAGAAAGAGAGAGACACCUGCAGCAUUGCUUCACUGCUCAUGAAGCUUACCCUCUGCAGGCUCAUGGCUAAGGCCUGGAUACCGUCUACACCUUACCUGGGACUCUACAGUUUUCUCAUUGUGAAUUCUUGAUGACUUUGACUCUUGGACAGGAAAAAUGGCUAUCAUUGGACUAGGGUUUGCAAAACAAAAUCUUCAUCUGUUUUCCCUAAAGAAGAGUCAACUUUUGCUGCUAAAACUCAUAGCUAUUAUCUUAGCUGCACUUCUGUUUUGUGAAUUUUUAAUCUAUUACGUAGUGAUCGCUCAGUGUAAUUGGCCUGAGGUGAAAGCUACAGUCCAUGAUGGUGAAAAAGAGAGACUCCAACCUGUGUUGAAAGCCAUGUUUUUGGCUGACACCCACCUGCUUGGUGAAAUAAGAGGCCAUUGGCUAGACAAAUUACGAAGGGAAUGGCAAAUGGAGACAGCUUUCCAGACAGCUCUGUGGUUGCUGCAGCCGGAAGUUGUCUUCAUUCUUGGGGACAUCUUUGAUGAAGGCAAAUGGAGCUCCUCCCAGGCAUGGGCAGAUGAUGUGGAGAGGUUUCACAGAAUAUUCAGACACCCACGCCACGUGCAGCUGAAAGUGGUCGCAGGCAACCAUGACAUUGGCUUUCAUUAUCAGAUGGACACAUACAAAGUAAAGCGAUUUGAAAAAGUUUUCAACCCUGAGAGGCUGUUUACUUGGAAAGGAAUAAAUUUUGUGAUGGUCAACAGCGUGGCCCUCGAAGGGGAUGGCUGCAGGAUCUGCUCUAAAGCAGAAGCAGAGCUGACUGGUAUUUCCCAUAAACUGAACUGCUCCCGAGAGCAGGAACAGCCUGACAGCCUCUGUGUACAAGGGAAGCAACUUCCAGCAUCAGCCCCAAUUCUUCUGCAGCAUUUCCCACUUUACCGGAGAAGCGAUGCUGGCUGUUCUGGCGAAGAUGCGGCUCCUCCAGGAGAAAGGGACUUGCCCUUCCAGGAGCGAUAUGAUGUGCUUUCUCGCGAGGCUUCACAAAAGCUGCUGUGGUGGCUGCAGCCGCGCCUGGUACUGAGCGGCCACACGCACAGUGCCUGUGAAGUGCUCCACGGGGCCAACACCCUUGAGAUCAGUGUGCCGUCAUUCAGCUGGAGGAACAGAAACAACCCCAGUUUCAUCAUGGGCAGUGUGACAGCCACGGAGUAUGCCCUCUCCAAGUGCUACCUUCCGCUGGAGCACAAGGUUCUGGCCACGUACACUGGGGCAGCUGUAUUCCUUGUCACCCUCAUCUUGGUCCACUUGGAGCUUCUACCCUCACCUUUUCAUUUUGGUUGGAACCUGCUUAGAAAAUCUAAGAGAAAGUGAAGAGCGGAAGAAUUCUGCAUCGAGUCGUAAAUGUCAAAGCCAGAGAAACAGAGCUUUGCUCGGUGCGCACAUUAGGUGAGACUGAAGGAGACUGUCUUAUUUAUUGAGGCAUGUCGUAGAAAUUCUACAUCACUAAUGCAAAUGACUGCAGAGUAAAUAAAUAGCUGAUCAUUACUGUUCUCAUGCUAUACAAGGGGAACUUGUACUCUGUAAGACGUCUGUCUCUCAUUUUAUCAAAGAUACGGACAAUCCAAGAUUGUGUCUGUACAAUAUGUAAAAGCUAGUAAUGUCACUUGCAUGCACUAGACAGUGUCUUCUUCCCCAAGAUGGAGCUGGCAGCCCUGGAACACGCUUAUUAUGUGUACACAGACACUGGGUUUGUUUCAGUCCUCCUGUGAAGUGCUUCUUAUAUUCUUACAGAUUUCAAAGCUGUACACGUAAAAGAAAAAAUUUAGAGGCUAUCUGAAAGAAUGUAGUUUUCACAGACUUUUGUACCACACUAAAUGAAUGGAAUCAGCUUUUUAGAUAAGUAUAGUUUUUCUCUCCAGCAGACUAAAAAUUUAAGUGUCACUUUAAUGCUAAUUAGUGACCAAAAGAGACUUGGGGAGACAAUGGUCUAGGAAGUGGCUUUGGUAAUUUAAAGCCAGACAAAAUAUAGCUUUGCAUGUGUGAAUCUGGUUCUUCCUUUAAUUCUGUUUUUAAAAUUAGAAGGUGGUUGGGGGGAGGAAUAUUGAGAAUAUUUAGUAGUAUACAGUUUCACUUUUGUGUGAAAGUGGGUGUAUAUUCCAUUUUUCUUCAUAUCUUCCUUUGAAAGGGCACCAGGAACUCAAAAUAACCUCCAACUGAUAUGUCUUAAUUCAAGUCAGAGUUGAAUGAAGCAAUAAAGGGAGUUAGAGAAAGGGCCAGUGGUCUAAAUGUGACUCCCCAAGGUCCUUGAGCUCAGUAGGGAAGGACACUGGAAUUUGGUGAUAAGGAAAAAAAAAAAAAAAACACGUAUAUGUUGCACUGAUUAUCUAUGAAGUCACUGUCCUUUCUUUCAUGAAAAAGGAGGAUUUAGACCUGGAAGAAUCAAUAAAGGAUUACGAAGCACUGAUUUAUAAAGUAAACUUAACAUAUUCAAGACUAAAAAGAGAUGAAGGGAGUAAUGUAGAUUAGGUUAUCAUUUCUCUCGAUUCACAUUACUAAAAUAUACUUUGGGCGUCUUUACUGGUUAUCUUCAGUUUAAGAAUACUACCCUCAAAGUGCCAGUACAUCCGUCUGUUAAAUACUGAACUGUAACUCUUGAGACUACAAUUGUAAAUCUUCAAAUGUAAAAACAGACAUAUUUUGAUUUUAUAUUUCAAAUAAAUGUCUUGUAAUAAUGA
Erinaceus europaeus (western European hedgehog) is the source of this 2945-nucleotide messenger RNA. RefSeq names its product metallophosphoesterase 1 (gene MPPE1). Gene Ontology annotation, molecular function: phosphoric diester hydrolase activity. Bases 382 to 1581 code for a protein of 399 amino acids. Gene Ontology annotation, cellular component: endoplasmic reticulum-Golgi intermediate compartment. NCBI's taxonomy places the organism in Eukaryota, Metazoa, Chordata, Mammalia, Eulipotyphla, Erinaceidae. The transcript is spliced from 11 exons. Gene Ontology annotation, biological process: GPI anchor biosynthetic process; endoplasmic reticulum to Golgi vesicle-mediated transport. The record is from RefSeq and is a predicted model, not a curated record.